GCAGAACUGUUCACAAUAUUCCGCUUCCAGCACUGCCUGCGAUGAAGCAAUCAGCAGCCAUGAAGUGGAUCGUAUCCAUUUCCUUCAUCCUCCUGCUAAAUUUUGCAGAAUCCAAAGCACUGCACACAAAUGAGUUUGGAAUAGCUUCCACGUUAGAUUCUUCCCAGUGCUUGACAGAGAAGAAUAUGAAUAACAUAGCAAUCAUCACCUUUUCCCAGUUUGUUAAGGAAGCCACUGAGGAUGAAAUCAACAAAAUGACUAGUGAUGUGUUGACUGCAAUGAAGAAAAACACUGACGACUGGUGUCUAGAAAACCAGCUAUCUGUGUUUCUGGAUGAAAUGUGCCACGAGACAGAACUCUCUAACAAGUAUGGAUUCUCAGACUGCUGCAGCCAGAGUGGGGUGGAAAGACACCAGUGUCUGCUGGCACGCAAGAAUACUGCUCUGGCCUCUGUCCCACCCUUCCAGUUUCCAGAACCUGCCGAGAGUUGCAAAGCAUACAACGAAAACAGGACAGUGUUCAUGAACAGGUUCCUCUACGAAGUGGCAAGGAGGAACACCUUCAUGUAUGCCCCUACCAUUCUUUCCCUGGCUGCUCAGUAUGACAAAGUAGUUCCAGCGUGCUGCAAAGCUGACAACAUGGAAGAAUGCUUCCAGACAAAGAGAGCAACAAUUGCAAAGGAAUUAAGAGAAGGCGCCAUGCUAAAUGAGCACGUAUGUGCAGUGAUAAGAAAAUUUGGAUCCCGAAACCUCCAGGCUGUAACCAUUGUUAAGCUAAGUCAAAAGUUUCCCAAAGCAAAUUUUACUGAGAUUCGGAAGCUGGCCCUGGAUGUGGCCCACAUCCACGAGGAGUGCUGCCAAGGAAAUGCGCUGGAGUGCCUGCAGGAUGGGGAAAAAGUCAUGACAUAUAUAUGUUCUCAACAAGAUAUUCUGUCGAGCAAAAUAGCAGAGUGCUGCAAAUUACCUAUGAUCGAACUCGGCUCUUGCGUAAUUCAUGCAGAAAAUGGCGACAAACCUGAAGGUUUAUCUCUAAAUCCAAGAGAGUUUUUAGGAGACAGAAAUUAUGCCCAAUUUUCUUCAGAGGAAAAAAUCAUGUUCAUGGCAAGCUUUCUUCAUGAAUUUUCAAGAACUCACCCUGACGUUCCUGUCUCAGUCAUUCUAAGAAUUGCUAAAACAUUUCAGGAAAAAUUGGAGAAGUGUUCCCAGUCUGGAAAUCUACCUACAUGCCAGGACAAUCUGGAAGAAGAAUUGCAUAAACACAUCGAGGAGAGCCAGGCACUAGCCAAACAAAGCUGUGGUCUCUACCAGAAGCUAGGAGCCUACCACUUACAAAAUUUGUUCCUCAUUGGUUACACGAGUAAAGCCCCUCAGCUGAGCCCCGAGGAGUUGAUAGACCUCACCGGAAAGAUGGUGGGCAUUGCUGCCACAUGCUGCCAGCUCAACGAGGAGAAAUGGUCCAUCUGUGGUGAGGGGAUGGCCGACAUUUUCAUUGGACACUUGUGUAUAAGACACGAAACAAACCCUGUGAACGCUGGUAUCCACCACUGCUGCAACUCCUCAUAUUCCAAUAGAAGGCUAUGCAUCACCAGCUUUCUGAGAGAUGAAACCUAUGUCCCUCCACCAUUCUCUGAAGACAAAUUCAUUUUCCACAAGGAUCUGUGCCAAGCUCAGAGCAGAGCCCUACAGACCAUGAAACAAGAGCUUCUCAUUAACCUGGUGAAGCAAAAGCCUGAAUUGACAGAGGAGCAGUAUGUGGCUGUCACUGCCGAUUUCUCUGGCCUUUUGGAGAAGUGCUGCAAAGCCCAGGAUCAGGAAGCCUGUUUUGCAGAAGAGGGUCCCAAGUUGAUUUCCAAAACUCGUGAUGCUUUGGGGGUUUAAACAUCUCCAGAAGGAAGAGAGGACAAAAAAAAAAAUGUCUUGACGCUUUGAUGUGAGCUUUUUGGUUUAAUUGUAACUGACAAUACUUUAACCACAUGGUGAAGACUUCCAUGUGAGACUUGUAUACCUCAGGAAUAAAGACUUUUUCAACUGUU
Grammomys surdaster is the source of this 2032-nucleotide messenger RNA. It is a transcript of the gene Afp, whose product is annotated as alpha fetoprotein. Gene Ontology annotation, cellular component: cytoplasm; blood microparticle. The coding region runs from base 42 to 1877 and encodes 611 amino acids. The record is from RefSeq and is a predicted model, not a curated record. Lineage: Eukaryota; Metazoa; Chordata; Mammalia; Rodentia; Muridae. Gene Ontology annotation, molecular function: fatty acid binding; zinc ion binding. Gene Ontology annotation, biological process: transport. The transcript has 15 exons.